AUGGAAGCAACCUUCCACUUCCUUAUAUCAGUUUUGAAAGCAACAAGGUUGCUGGUGUGUGGAAGAUGCGCCGAAACGUCAUGCGUAGGGGCCAACGAUGAUUUUCCAGUAGCUGCAAACUGUGCAACUUCUUUACCGAGCCUGGUGCAUUGGGGUGCACCAGAUAAAAUUUCAAGUUCUGACAGCGACGUCAUGAAGUCAAUGAAAUUACUGGCUCUCACAGCAAUUGUAGGGCUUGCUUCGGCCAUAAUACCCGAUGUGGAUCAGCUAAGAAACACCAAGGGUGAAUCAACUUUAGAACCAGGACACCAAUCGCUUCCUGAUUUACUUCAGAUCAACGACGUGCACGACCUUGAUUUGACUUGGCAAACAACCAACCUCAGGUACGACACUGGAAGGUUGAUCCUUGACCAAGGUACAGGAAGCUUGUGGUCGAUUGCCCAAUUAGCAAACUCACUAGAUGAAUGGACUGCCGAAUUGACAUUUAGAUCAACUGGACAAGUGAAUCAAGAUGCUCAAUUCCAAGAUAACGGAUUGGCGUUUUGGUUUGUCGAUCCUGAGAACACUCCUAUCUCGUCGUCUGCGACUGAAAACUAUGGUGGUCCCUCUUACUUCGAUGGUUUUCAAAUUGUGAUGAACAAUCGUGAUGCCGCAGGCUUAAAAAUAUUCAUGAACGAUGGUUCAAUUGCUCGACAGACCUCCCUCAGUGACUCGAUAGGCAAUUGUGUAUUUAACUAUCUUGACUCUAACAUUCCCUUUACCAUCAGGGUGUCAUAUUCAAGGCAAAGAAAAUGGUUCAAGGUUCAGGUUGACAACAACUUGUGCUUCAAAACGGACAGUAUCACCAUUCCAACAUCGGCAAAUGACUUGAAGUUUGGAGUUACCGGAAACAUAAACCUGCAAUCACUGGAAACCUUUGAGAUACUCAAGUUGUCGGUUUGGUCCUCGUUAACAGAAGAUGCGAUUGACGACCAUGGAUUGAUGGCAGAUGGUCAAUUGAAAGUACAAUACAAAACCAUGGUAGUUGACGAUAAAGAUGACCAUGUUCCUCCAGCUCAAAUAAGACAGUCUCUCAUGGAGAGAACACGUUUACAUCAAAAGCAAAUGAUGGAGGAACGGAGCUCUUUGAGUCAAGAAGCAUUAUUGCAAGAUAUUGUCGCUCGACUCGAAGCCAUUGAAAAAUCCAUAUCAAAUCUUGCAAACACCCAAAACACUAAUGAUUACGAAAGUCAUGCUGCAAACAAGCUCCAAGGUAACCUCGAGACAUUCCAAGCUACAAUUACCAACCAGUUCUCCAACAUGGUGGAUGCGUUAUCUAACUUGAACCAAAAGGUGAUAGGAGAGGUUAGAGAGCAUCAGCAUGGAAUGGACGAAAUAUCUAAAAAAGUCGAUCUUUUGAUGGCUAACCACAAGGAAAUUACUCAUCAGUAUAAUGAACAACAACAACUUCGUCCUCCUUCAUCGGAACUAACCACCACAAUCGUUAGGUGGGUUUUGACACCAGUAAUUUUGUGCAUUAUUGUGUUGAGUAUCUUCAUCUACAGAUUGAGACAUGAUAUCAAGCACUCCAAGUUGCUUUGA
Messenger RNA from Meyerozyma guilliermondii ATCC 6260, 1581 nucleotides. RefSeq names its product Emp46p (gene EMP46). Gene Ontology annotation, molecular function: D-mannose binding. The transcript has a single exon. Gene Ontology annotation, biological process: endoplasmic reticulum organization; endoplasmic reticulum to Golgi vesicle-mediated transport; Golgi organization. NCBI's taxonomy places the organism in Eukaryota, Fungi, Ascomycota, Pichiomycetes, Serinales, Debaryomycetaceae. The record is from RefSeq and is a predicted model, not a curated record. Gene Ontology annotation, cellular component: COPII-coated ER to Golgi transport vesicle; endoplasmic reticulum membrane; Golgi membrane. Bases 1 to 1581 code for a protein of 526 amino acids.